AUGACGUCCUUUUCAUGGCUCUUCUUGUUGGCUUCCUGCCUUCUGUCGGCGGCCUGGAGCCAUCCUUUGGACGGCGUCGACAAUCUCCUUGACAGAGGUUUAGGGCACUCAUUCCCAGAAGCUUGUCAAGCCUCAACCAGGAACCCCCUGCAAGGCUGUCCAAAGGAUACAAUCCUCGUCUCAGCAACCCACAAAAAGGCCUCCUUCCGCAGCAUCCAAUCCGCAAUCAACUCUCUCCCGCACGACGAUUCAGCCCACACAAUCCUCAUCCUCUCCGGAAACUACACCGAACAACUCAACAUCACCCGCCCCGGCCCCAUAACACUCCUCGGCGAAACAAAUCACCCACAUGACGCGAACAAAAACACAGUCAAUAUCCUCUGGGCCGCCGCCUCCAGCCAAGGGAUAUACACGGAUAACGUCUACACGAGCGUUCUCAUCGUCGCGCCAACACUGAACGCCAGCCUAACCGGAUACGGACCAAGCGGUCUCCCCGUCCCCGAGGGGACGCCCUUUGGGUGUCGCGAUUUCAGGACGUAUAACCUCGAUUUCAGGAACGUGUACGCGGAGCAAUCGGCCGGACCCGCACACGCGCUCUCCUUCUCCCGCGCGAAUGGCGGGUUCUAUUAUUCGGGUUUCUACAGCUUCCAGGAUACAGUGUAUGUCGGGAAACUGGGGAACGCAUUCUUCUACUCGUCCAUCAUCGCGGGACAGACGGAUUUCCUCUACGGAUUCGGGACGGCAUGGGUUGAGAAAUCCUCGCUCCUCCUCCGCGGGUGCGGCGGCGGAAUCACAGCGUGGAAGGGGUCGAACACAACCUACGGGAAUAAAUUCGGCAUCUACAUCCACGACUCGACCAUCCACGCAGCAAACGCCUCCGUCGCUGAAAACAACGAAGGGAACUGCGCCCUCGGCCGGCCAUGGAAUAGCGGGCACAGAAGUAUCUUUGCGCGGAGCUACCUCGACGCGACGAUUCGGGGGAGCGGCUAUGUACUCUGGUCCGCACCGAUUACGGAGCAGACGCUUAUGGCGGAGUUUGAGAACUAUGGGCCGGGUUUCGAUGUUGAGGCGAGACGUGAGUGGAAUUAUAGUGUUUUGUUGGAUGCAGAGGAGUGGAGGGGCUAUAGUAGUCCCAGAAAGGUGUUUUUAAGCGAGAAUGGGGAGCAGGGGAAUAUUGGGUGGAUUGAUAGGCGAUAUAGAUGGUAG
Messenger RNA from Aspergillus calidoustus, 1206 nucleotides. Lineage: Eukaryota; Fungi; Ascomycota; Eurotiomycetes; Eurotiales; Aspergillaceae. The record is from the annotation of a GenBank genome assembly.